Messenger RNA from Hordeum vulgare subsp. vulgare (domesticated barley), 1817 nucleotides. Its product is annotated as 3-hydroxyindolin-2-one monooxygenase-like. The transcript has 3 exons. Lineage: Eukaryota; Viridiplantae; Streptophyta; Magnoliopsida; Poales; Poaceae. Gene Ontology annotation, molecular function: oxidoreductase activity, acting on paired donors, with incorporation or reduction of molecular oxygen; monooxygenase activity; heme binding. The record is from RefSeq and is a predicted model, not a curated record. The coding region runs from base 65 to 1618 and encodes 517 amino acids.
UAUAUCGAUCAUCAUUCAUUCAUUCAGUAGAGUGAACAGAACACAAGCUAGCCUGCUGUGAGCUAUGGGUGAGGUGCCAAGCGAUGAGCUCCUGCUAGUCCUGGUCUCUGCCGCCCUCUUGGUGACCAUCCUCGUGAUGGUGCGCCGCUCGGGGAGUGCUGCGAGAGUGAGAGAAGAGUUGCUGCGCAAGCUGCCAUCUCCUGGCGGCUGGCUUCCCGUGAUCGGCCACCUGCACAUGGUUGGCUCCCAGCCACACGUCUCCCUUGGCGACCUCGCCGCCAAGCACAGCCGCGACGGCCUCAUGCUCCUCCGCCUCGGCUCUGUCCCGACGCUCAUUGUCACCUCGUCGAACGCCGCGCGGGCGGUGCUCCGCACGCACGAUGACGUCUUCGCUUCUCGGCCCCACAACCCCGCCACCGACAUCAUAUUCUACGGCCCCAGUGACAUCGCCUUCUGCCCCUACGGCGACCACUGGAGGCAGGUGAAGAAGAUCGCCAUGACGCACCUCCUCACCGCCAACAAGGUCCGCUCCUACCGCCAGGCGCGCGAGGAGGAGGCGUGUCUGGUCGUGGCCAAGCUCCGCGAUGCGAUGGCCGCAGGGGCCGCCCUAGACCUGGGCGAGCUGCUCAGUGCCUUCUCCACCAACAUCGUGGGCCACGCCGUGUGCGGCAAGUCCUUCAGGCAGAAAGGCCACGAGAAGCUCUUCAGGGAGCUGGUGGAGACCAACUCCUUGCUCAUUGGCGGCUUCAACGUGGGGGACUACUUCCCGGAGCUGCUGAAGCUGGACAUCAUCAGGUGGAUGGUUUGCGGCAGGGCCAGGAGAGUGAACAAGAUGUGGGACGACUUGCUCGAAAGCCUCAUCCAUGAACAUGAGAGCAAGCCGGCGCCGGCGUUGGGCGACGACACCGACUACAUCCACGACUUGCUUUCGAUUCAGAAAGAGUACAACCUCACAAGGGAGCAGGUCAAAGCUCAGUUGGUGAUCAUGUUUGGAGCUGGCACGGACACAUCAUACAUAGUGAUGGAAUACGCCAUGGCUCGGCUCAUGCAAAACCCCGACCUCAUGACCAAGCUACAGGCCGAGGUGAGGAGUAGCAUACCCAAGGGGAAACACAUGGUCACAGAGGACGAUCUUAACCAUCUGGCCUACCUAAAGGCCGUGAUCAAGGAGACACUCCGGCUUCACAUGCCUGCGCCGCUUCUGGUGCCCCAUCUCGCCAUGGCCGACUGCGUCAUAAACGGCUACACCAUACCGUCCGGGACGCGCGUCAUCGUCAAUAGCCGGGCUAUCGCGAGGGAUCCCAGCAGCUGGGAGAGCGCGGAGGAGUUCCUGCCUGAGCGCUUCAUGCAAGGCGGCAGUGCUGCGGCCAUGGAUUAUAAGGGGAACGGUUUCCUCUACCUGCCGUUCGGGACGGGGCGGAGGAUAUGCCCCGGUAUAAACUUCGCCAUUGCCGCCAUUGAAAUCAUGCUAGCCAAUCUCGUGUACCACUUCGACUGGAAGCUGCCACCGGGAUCAGCGGAACGGGGGAUAAGUAUGACAGAAUCAUUUGGGCUCACCGUGCACCGCAAGGACAAGCUCCUCCUUGUCCCUCUGGUACCACAAGAUUAUGAGACAUAAUGGUCCAUUCAAAGUGUUGUGCACACAAGAUUGGACACCCCAUUCUUUUGGACUUCAAUUCUUGUUAGGCUGUCGUAUUGAUUAUUGAAUAAACAAAGCAUUGUAUCAUCAAAACGAACUUCAUAUAUGCAUCGUCAAGUGAUUAGUUAUGAUGAGAUAACACUAUUGUACGUAGUGUCAAUACAUGAAGAUUCCGAUU